Molecule: messenger RNA, 414 nt
Organism: Trichoplusia ni (cabbage looper)
Lineage: Eukaryota; Metazoa; Arthropoda; Insecta; Lepidoptera; Noctuidae
Exons: 1
Coding region: 1-414 (137 amino acids)
Biological process (GO): proteasome assembly
Source: RefSeq, a predicted model, not a curated record
AUGGAGCCCGGUUCUUCUCCAAGAGUCAUAAGUUCUCGAAAACGCGUAACAUAUAAACCCAGCACAUGGAGCGUGCAUCAAUUUGAAAUAUGGUGUGGCGAGUUUGUCUGCCGUGCAGUAUCUCUGCGAUUGGAAGGUGCCGUGUUACUGUGGUUAGGCGGUGGAGGUGCAGCAAAACUCGACGAGAUCGCCCUGGGAAUGCCGCCCUUGCAGGAGGGCAAUAGCGGGCGUUCGGGGCUGGCCACCACGCUGCUAGGGUCGGACGGUACGGCGUCAGCUAUGGCUCGCCGGCUGUCGAUGUCUCUGGCUCGCCCUGUUUAUGUCUGCAGUGGCAUAGUGUUCGACCGUUUCACGAUGCCACUAGUAGAACGCGGACUUAUUGCCGAAAUUAAAAGUAGGCCAGAAUGUUUCUAA